Messenger RNA from Amphimedon queenslandica, 498 nucleotides. RefSeq names its product alpha-tectorin-like. Gene Ontology annotation, biological process: cell-matrix adhesion. The annotation marks the transcript as partial. The record is from RefSeq and is a predicted model, not a curated record. NCBI's taxonomy places the organism in Eukaryota, Metazoa, Porifera, Demospongiae, Haplosclerida, Niphatidae. The transcript has 3 exons.
UCAGAGUAAAGACAUGACAGCUAGGUCAGCACUGCUUUUUAAACUGCUGAGUUUGGCAACAGCUCUUUCUUUUUCAACUGCUGCACAACUCUCAUUUAUUAAUGAGCCUGUUUACAAUAUACUGAGUGAUAUAGAUGAUGGUUGUGUUGAUGUGGAUUUACCAGGACCACUUCACUUCGGUUGCUCAACCUUUAACAGGGCCUUUCUUAGCAGCAAUGGCCUAGUCAGCUUUGGUGGAGAAUUUUCCUCUUAUUAUCCAGUGCCUUUCCCUCUACAUACUAAUAAAGCCAUUCUGGCUCCAUAUUGGGAUGAUAUAAUAUUGUCACAAAAGAGAGAGCUCCGUUAUCAAAUAUUUAAUAGCACUUCUUAUCACACAAUUGAGGUCAAUAACUUCCUUACAAAUUAUUAUGAGAAGAAUUUUGCAGCUGAUUGGAUACUGUGGGCUUAUUGGUGUCAUGUAUGCCCCUACCCUAACAAGGAUUGUGCAUUACAUAACGU